Molecule: messenger RNA, 896 nt
Organism: Centruroides sculpturatus (bark scorpion)
Lineage: Eukaryota; Metazoa; Arthropoda; Arachnida; Scorpiones; Buthidae
Exons: 2
Coding region: 133-855 (240 amino acids)
Source: RefSeq, a predicted model, not a curated record
CUUUCAGGUGUAAUUCUAAAACACGAUUACUUUGGCAAUCACUUAGAUAGUUCUGGAAAGACUGUUGACAAAAACUUGGAGCUUAAAAAUUUCGAAGCUGCGGGAAACACUCUCGCUAGUAUUUGGAGUGAAAUGGUUAUAGAUGGUCAUGCCGUGAUAGCCGAAUUCAUUAAGCCUGCAGAUAGUACAGACAGUUUUGACGAAUUGAACCAUGAUUGGUAUAUUAAGCACGUACGCGAAUCUCAAUAUCUUCUACAGAUAACUAAGUGCGAUGAUGUUCAGUGUUGUGGCUUGAUUAGAAGUAAUAUUCGUACGAUUUUGACUGCUGGAUUUCUUCCUGCUCCUUGCCAAAUUACUCAUGAUGAAAUAACAGGGCUACUUAAGGUGCCUCAGACAAUGAAUCAUGCUGAUGAAGAUGCAAGAUUCAUGCAUUUAUUCCAAAGAUUAAACCUUGAAUCGUUUGUUUUAUCGCAAACCGGAAAUCAGAAUAAUUUGCCAUAUGAUUACUUUUGCCCUACCAUACAGUCACAAAUAAAAGAAAGAACUUGCUUUACAUGUCAUAUGUAUUUUGCUUCAAAGAAAAAAAUUAGCGAGCACAAGAAACUGACUAAUCAUAAAGUAUGUUUUUCCAAAAUGAAACCUGUUCGUAUUGAAGCACGUCGAAAAAAAGAACUACUUUGUGUAAUAACAGACGAUUGUACGUUAGCGGAAGAUGCUGAAUGGAUGUGUGAAGAUGAUGUUGAGAGAACAGAAUUUCUUGAAUUAAAAAACGAUGAAGUUUCUGAAUCAGACUCUUUGCCUGUGAUUGAAUCACUUGAAAAUUGGCUGAAAAAUCCAUGGACAAGUGAAAAUUAAAAUUAUUAUAAAAAUGAAUAUUAUAACAAUAAUAAUAAAAA